CAGAUAACCUACUCAGCAGGUAACAGUUUUCACCGCUGGUCUGAUGCCAAAGGUUCCUGUACAAAUGGCGGAGGAAUCCUGGCAAAAAUUAGAAAUAUACAAGAUAUUCAAAGAGUGAGGCAACACUUUUUACUUCACCAAGAUCCUAAGUACUGGGUUGGUAUAAAAUUUGACACGACCAAGAGCAACUUCGUAUGGGCUGAUGGAAGUGUCAUUCCUUCCAACGACGCUGAUUUUGAAUCGAUUGUUAAUAGGCAAGAACAACUUUUACCGAAUUACAGAAAGAGAUGUAUGUACGCAACUGAACAAAACAAACUUGUGGCUGAUGACUGUGAGGCUCAUUAUAAAUACAUUUGUCAAAAAGGAGGUGAUAAAGCAACGCUAACAAGUAAGUUCAGCUCAAUCCGAAAGCUUUUUAUAACUUUAAGUUUGAUAAAGAUUACCAUUAUAAAUUGCUUGGAUAGCACAGUACAGUCAAGAGAGCCCCUUUAUCCUCUUUUGGUACAAUACAGUUAAAAUCCUUCUGACGGUAAACUUGUUACCAUAGAGUUGCACAGGCGAGUACACAGUCGACAAGUGCAGCAAAAUCACUCAUUUUGUCUACACCUCUUUGUCUGUUUAAUGGAGAAAAUUACUGUGAAACUCACAAGACCGUGAACACCAGAAAUAUUUAAGGAAUGUUAUUGUGUUGCGAGAAAUAAGCCAAUAAGGGGCGAGAUAACUAAACCGAAAACAGCAACGGGAAUUAGUUUGUGGUUUCGAGGUUUGCUCGCGUGUUGUGAUUGGCCAGUACACAAUCAACAUUCCUGAAUUUUUCAGGUGUUCUUGACAGUAAUAUCUCUUUGUAAUAUGUCUUCAGCUCCCCCCGCCUCGAUUAGUUUAUAAGCUAUUUGCGGGUGGGAAAGUAAUGUAAUUAGUUAUAUUUCCAAUUUUCAAUAAAAUUUGUUGUUGUUGUUGUUGUUGUAGUGUACUAUUCACUAAUAAUAAUGUGACCAUUAAAAAUAACAACAACAAAAUCUGUCAGAAAUUUGACUAUGACGACAACCAUCUACAUAUAUCUCGAAAAUGUCUGUUAUGCUGUAAACGCAUGUCCUGCUGAAGAGUUCUGGUACUGUUCAUCUACCAUGAACUUAAUUAUUUUGUAUUUUGUUUCGUGCAGGCUCUUUGACGUUAUUUACGGCGCCGUCCUCUCCAAUGAAACAACUUUCACCCUCACUCCACUCGUCAUCUCCAUCAUCAUUGGUAUCAUCGUCACCGUCAUUGUCAUCAUCGUUAUCAUUAUCAUCAUCAUCAUCUUUAGAAUCAGCAGCAGCAGAGUCGCCACAGUUUUCAACUCAAAUGUUGUCAUAUAACACUGCCGUAAUGACAUCCACACAACCGAUAUCAUCAAUGACAUCAGCUAAGAAAAAAUUAUCGGCUGCCUCAUCACUAAUAUUGACAUCGUCCUCAACAUCGCUACAUAUAAUUAUCACUCCUUCAUUAACCUCCGCGAAUGGUGUUCAGUUUUCAUCAGUGGAGUACUUGGUAAGAGUUACUAGUUACUAAAGCUCGCGAGUUCAAAAUGAAAAAUCCUACACUUAAGUUGCUGGUCUCCAGGAUAUAAUGAUGCUAACAAUCAUGUUUCAUUUAUCACUGAACUCUAUACUUUCAUAUACGAUUUUUAGGUAACCAAACAUGAAAGUGAAAUCAAUCAACUUGAUGUCGGCGAUUCAUUGUCAUUACAGGUAACAUACAUUUGUCAGUGAAGUGAGUAUGUUGAAGGUAAGAGAGUAAAACUGAGAUAUAGAAAACGUUGAUUAAAAAAGAAAGGAUUAUUUUCGCAGUUCGACUUUCAUUUUUUGUUUUUCAUUUUGACUUUUGUUCUUUUUGGAUUCUUUUUUUUAUGUUUCCUCUUAAAAUAAAGUUUGGGACUUGCUUUUUCCUUUUUACAGAGGGCUGCAAACUUAACAUCUUCCUUACUAAAUAACGUGAAUAAAAUACCAAUCAGGAAUUUGAGCAUCAACAUACUUGUUAGCGGUGCUAAAUUGGAGAAGUUUGCGGUUCAGUACGCCCAGUAUCACUGGGGUUUAAGGAACAGCUCUAAGGCAGAAAUGUCUAUUGAAAUGGACGAAGUAGGUAAGAGAUUCCUUGUGUGUGUGCGUGGUCCCUCUGGGGGUGGGGAACUCAAGAAAGUUUUUCAUUGGGAGUAUCCGCCCCCGGGGACCUGGUCUUCGAUUUUAUGAAACUGUUAGAAAAAUUUUUGUUUCAGUUUUUCUUCCACCGACUCACGCUUGCUCACUUGUAGAUCCAGGUAUAUUGCUCUUACGUUAAGUAUUUCUGUUCGCUGUUUAUUUACAGCUUUGGCGGCAAUGAAAAUUCCAGCUGGUAAUAAAGAAGAUGUUAUCUUUCCCUCAAAUUCAGCUGCGUCUGGAAAAAACUUCAUCCAAGAAGAAAAAAACGCCGUUACUCUUCCAGCAAGUCUUUUCAGUUAUCAAGGUCUUCACCAAUUUAUCCAUUGAAUAAGAUCUAUUGCAGGUCGAUCUCGAUGGGCCAAAACUAACGUUCUUGGCUGGCUAACAGACUGAAUAAUUGACUAAGUGAGAGACUAACUGAUCGACGGAACUGACUGACAGAUUGACUGACUGACUGACUGAAUGAAUGAAUAAAUGAAUGAAUGAAGUUAGUUUGAAACCUACAUAAGAAAUAACAGAGAUACAUUGCCAUCUUUAUCCCCGAUAAAUGAAUUUAUUCUAACCAAGUCUAGUUUAUUUUUGCAAGGUUUUGGGUUAGGAUAAUCCUAUCCUGUUAAUAACGGUUUAUCUUAUUUAUGAAUGAUCACUCUUAACAUUUCAUUAAUUGGUUAAUGUGUAUCCUAACUUGUUUCUAGAACGCUACGUAGUUUGCAUGUUAUACAAAAACAUUGCCGAGCUGAUACCAGAACAGGACAACAGGUUGGUUGACGGAUCUUGAAAUCCUCCCUCGCUACAACAGUAAAUGAACACCGAAAUUUGCACCCACUGACUGUAGCCCCCCACCCUCCCCUCUCGCUCUUGACAAGAUUUACGCUCUUUCCACCACGGACACCUUGAACGUAUAGCGCUGUGGUAGCUCAUUUCUUGAAGGUAUCCUUGCAUACGAAAGGGAGAUUUUGCUUCAACUCUUAGCAUACGACUGUCCGUUUCUGAAAAGAUAGGAUGGGACAAGUGGUAAUUGUAAAUGACCAUGAGAAUGACCAUGAGAACAGGAUUGUAGCUGAAGUUUUUGUUGAAUAUUGACUAGAUACUGAUUUGUAUUUUAAUCUAUAGGCAGGACAUGAGCAUUGUGUCUCGGGUUGUCUCUUGUUCCUUAUUCCCAGAAGUGCCAGGUGUUUUAACUGACAAAGUGACUAUUAAGCUUAAAAGUAUCAAGGUAUAACUGACAGAUUAUAGGGGCCCGGUUGGACCAUUUGAAAAGUUAUCAGGGGAGAGAGGGUGGGGAACUUUCGAACCGCAUGAAUAUUUUUUUCUUAACAGUUCCCUUGUGUGAAUUUUUUAGGCCAGUGCAUAAAUAUCUGUUAGGAUUACUUGGCGCGCAUAAUUCUUUUUCAUUUAAUUUCUCAUGCAAGAAUUUGGCUUUUUUUCGGUACUUCGCUUACCUCCUCCGGCCCCUCAUAAAUUCUCUAAUGGUCCGCCCCUAAGCUAGUUUCUCUGAAUUAAAUUCUUUGAUAGAUCAGUUGUUACAUAAUUGGAGUCGUAGCGUACACACAUUCACUAGCUCGUUCUUGGUCACAUAUCAUCGAUUAAUUGAAGAAGGCUGUUUCCCACCAAAGGCAGAAUGGGCACAAUAUCAUAAAAGCUUAAGGGGACCUUAUUAGUCAAAAUGCUUGGUGUUUUUUGGUAGGUUGGUCAUCCGUAAGAGAAAAUAUUUUAUUCAGUUGAUAUAGUUUAUUACUUUUUUUACACAAGUCAGAAGAGCCUUAAAGAAACUCGGCGCGAAGAAAAACAACAAAAAAAAGGUUUACAGGUAGUUUAAACGUACAUUGAUUUGAGGUUCAUUGAAGUGGAAACUUUGUCUACACCCACCCACACCAUAAAUUAGCCUAUGGAGAGUUGACAGAUGGAUUUUUUACCUUUUUUCAGUUACAGCGGGGAACGACAGGGGUCACGCCAAGCUGUGGGUUUUGGAAUUUUUCUAUUAGGUGAGACAUUGCUCUUCAAGAGGCCAUAAAUUACAAUGAAUUUUACUACGUAAUAAAAUACACCGGUCGUUGGGUGAGCAAAGAUGGACCGGAAAGAAUGUGUUGUGGUUAAAUUUGAACAGCUGUAAAGGUAAAAUCGAUCAACGUUCCUUUAAGCCUUGGCAAGGUUAAUUGUACUCGUAAACAUACAACGAUAUUGCAUAACUUGUAAAAUUUUGUUCACAUAUCCCCAGUCAUCGACGUCAUUUUGUAAUGGAAGUUGCGAAUACGUUUUGCGGUAGUUGGGGUACAAUUUUUCGCUAAAUUUCCAUACUCAUCACUUUCUUGUUUUUUCCUUCACAGAACAAAGAUUGAUGGAGCGUGGUCAAAAACAGGUUGCACUUUGGUUGAAUCAACGCGUGAUCAAACUAUAUGUAGCUGUAAUCAUCUUACAAAUUUCGCUGUUUUAAUGGAAGUUGGGGAGACAAAGGUACCAACAUUUUCAAUGUGCAAGGAUCGCAAAUUAUUGUGUACAGAAAUCUUAAUCAAAUUAUCGAUUUAAUUUUGUUUGUGUCACUGAUUUUUAAUCUUUUGAAAGUUAAGGUAUAAAGUAUCACCUUGAUGACGUACUUGCUAAGUCAAAAGAUGCGUCUAAAUUCUUCUAUAUAAUAAUAUCUCCUGCCAGAUUUCAGAUGACAACAAGUUUGCUUUGGAGGUUGUAACCUACAUUGGAACAUCUCUUUCUCUUUUUGGCGAGACAAUCACUAUAAUGGUCUACUUGAUUCUUAUGUAAGUACUCUAGUCACCGACUAGUUGUGCGCUGUAUUUACUCUAACCUGAUGGUUCGUUAACAAUAAUUUCAAUUAAUCAUUUUCACUCACGUGACCAGAGGUGCUGCAACUUACUUGGAGCAAAAGAAAGUUUUUACAUGAGAAAAGAGUUCAAUCCCCACUGGAUUUUUUGGUACAUUAACAUGGCCUCCGUUUCAUAGUUUUGGUACACCAAUAACUAGAAUUGCUGCCGUGACGUCAUAUGAAAAUGAGUUUAUAUAUAUAAACACUUUAUAACUGAUCCAGAAGAAUGGGUUCAAACCACAUAUCUUUAUAUCAUUAAUUGUUGGCUGAUUGAACGACCGUUUCGUCCUUUUUUUCUAAAGGAAUUUAAAGACAGCACAGUCUCAUAUCCGUUUAAAUAUGGUGUCGUGCCUGGCUGCCGGACAGUUAGUAUUUAUCAUAGGAAUCAGUGCAACUAGGCACAAGGUCAGUAAUGAAUAAAUAAAAUCAAGCAGACAUUACUAUGAUUAUAAAAAGUGUUUCAAUCUUAUAAUUAUGUUUCAUUCUCCUUCUUUUGUGUUUUAAGGUUCUGUGCACAGCCGUUGCUCUAACAAUCAACUAUUUUUAUUUGGUUGCGUUUGGAUGGAUGGUUGCAGAGGGAGUGAUGCUGUACUUAAAAGUUGUCAAAGUUUUCAAUGUCAUGACAACAACAAAAUAUUUCUAUGGAUUCGCAUGGGGUAAAUCAACAUAGCCUCCUUAUUGUAAGCAGGUCGUCUAAACUUAAUAAUGAACUCAGCCCGGGGCUUGUUUUGCUCACUAGCCCAUCUUAACUGGUUUGUUAAGCGAAGCUCAACUGCCAGUGGGUACAAUUUGCUUUUACCAAUGUAUAGCAAAUGCCUGGCGUUUAAUAUUUGCAUAACAUCCUUGAGCAAGUCAACCUUGCUAUUGAUCGUAAGAUGCAGUAAACGCCCUGAUUAUCUGUAUUGAUAAUACAUGACAAUUCCAAGCAGAAAACAGUUGUGACAGACUCGUUAUAUUGUGUCUGCCUACUACUAUCUGCAACGUUACUUUGAAUUACUAGUUGAUUAUGAUGGUGAAUGAUUGUGGCGAUGAUAAUGCUACUGAUGACGAAGAUAAUUUUGAUGAUGAUGAUAAUGAUAAUGAUGACGAUGAUGUUGAUGAUGAUGAUAAUGAUAAUGAUGAUAAUGUGAAACAAGAUUUUAUUGCUUUGUUUUUCAGGAUUUCCAACCAUUUUGGUAGUUUCUGCUGUUGUUACAAAUGUGUUAAUAAAAGGCAGUAUGGACAGCAGCAUGCGUGAUGAUGUGUGAGUAUCUCUGGAAUGAACUGAUAGAAAAGAUUGUCAGAUAAAUCUGACGCAGAUGUUGGGAUCACUUUAUUUCAGACUCUAUAGCCUGGAAUAACUAAAAGAAAAAGCUUCAGUUCAUCCGUAACGAAUUAGCAAUGCAUGCUGCCAUAGGUCGUCUUCGAAUAUGACGUCAUUGUAAACCAGUCUAAGAGUUUGGAAACAGAUUUUUAAAAAAUAUGAAGAUCAUGCAUGUGAACGUGAUGCUUGACUAACAAUAGUUUCUCAAUCUACACUCAGAUAUCUCCGUUCACUAAAAAACUUUGAUACAUUUAUUCCUGUUAAUUUUUCUCACGACCCAUCGAUCAGAAAAAACAUUAGGUCGGUAUUGUUAUUAAGAGGGUUUAAGGGAGAAGUGUGAACGCCGAAGACACUGUCUAAUUUUAAACAACAGCCUGAAUGACAAGGAAUGGAAAUUAAGAAAUUAAUCUACACAGCAUUAUUGUAUAUUUAGGUGCUGGUUCUCGUUCUCAUCUGGUUUUGUUUGGGUCUUCAUCGGACCAGUGCUUAUGGCCUGUUUGGUAAGUAAAGUACUCGCCCGCAAAACAGCGCGUUUUAGGCUGACGGUCUCAUACAGAAUAUUUCAUGUUAGCCCUCGAUCAGUUGUCAAGCACAUUUACAAGUGCAUGUUUUCCAUAGCAAGUUCUUAAGUGUUUAUGUUUAAGUUUAAGUUUAAUAAUACUUUGUCAUGCUAAUACAACAGAUGCAAGUAAAUUAAUUACAGGAAAAUACAAAAAAUUCAUGACUGGAGAAUAAUUGAGGGAAAGUAAAUUCGCAUACGAAGAAUAUUCUCCAAUAUUGAACAUACUAAAAAUUAAAAGGUAAAAUUUAAACAUGGCCCAAAGUCAACCUAAUUAAGUUGCAUACGUUUAUACUUGUCGUUCAAAAGUUUCAAGUGAAAUCCUUUUUUUUUACAUCAUAGGUGAAUUUGGUGAUCCUGCUGCGGAUAGUUGUAGAGAUGAUGAGGCUGACGGACAUGUCAGGGAUAUCUGAGACAAACAGUACAAGGUAAACUGGAUUUAACAAAAGAAAGCUUUUUGAAAAGCUUUGGUUUGCUGUAAAAACUGAUCGUAUUCAUUUCCUUGCAAUCUAAUUUUCGUAAAAAUAAAGCGUAGAGAGCUUCCCGAAAGUAAAUUGUGAAGCAUCUUUUAUGAUGUCUUUUAGGCAGAGCCUUAAGGCAUGCGCAGUCCUUUCACCACUGUUGGGAUUCACCUGGAUGUUUGGUGUUCUUACAGUCACCGAUACUGCAGGACUGGUCUUUCAAUAUUUCUUUACCAUACUUAAUUCAUUACAGGUAAUAAAAGUUGCUCGAAAUAGUAUAACUUAAGUGACAAAUAAAACUGAUAUGCCACUACUAUGAAGGCUUUCAUAGAUUGUUCAAAAUAAAAGUAACACACUAGUAUAGUGUCACUACUUAUCUAAAAUUAUGCUCGUCUUUUGAGAAUAGUUAUGCUGAUGUUAGCACAGAGGACAGAAAUUAUGCUGACUAGUUUUUAGAUAACUUUUAUAAAAAACCCAAAAUAGAUAUAGCCUCUGAAUCAUGUCUAUAGCAAGCGAGAAACACGAAACUACAGUUUAAACUACGUAACCAAAUUUUCCCCUUGCUACCUAUUUACUGUUUAUUCUGUCUUGCCAAGAAUAAGUAGUUUAAUUCCGUUCAGUCAAGUUCAUCCAUAAGAAUUAUUUUUGACAGUUUAGAUCUGCUUAUUUUCCAGCUUGAGAGGUGUUCAACUUGAAUUCUACGUUUGCCUUCCUUUGACCGCUGUCUAGAAAAAAUGCAAAUGUACAUCACGGACCCAAACUGUGUGUUAUGCCCUGAUGACGAUCAUGAUAAUAAUGUUAGUUAUGAUUGACGGAAGCAUACCUUGUUUAUACUAACAACAAAGUUUCAACAAAACACAGGAACACAAUGUUAAUUUUAUCCUUUUAGGGUUUCUUCAUCUUCAUUUUUCACGUAAUUCGAAGCAAAGAAAUCAAAGCGGCUUUGGAAAUAAGAAGGCAGAGAUGGGAAACAACAAGAAGUAUAUCUGUGGCUACGGAAAAGUCUACAAUUGGUAGAGGACGAGUGAGCACAGCGAGAGAAAAAGGCAACUCGCUCCGAGGCAUUGAUAUGAACAAGAUUAGUCCAGAUGAAACGAGUAACAUUAAUCGAGACAUGUUAGCACAGAGGACAGAAAUUAUGCUGACUAGUUUUUAGAUAACUUUUAUAAAAAACCCAAAAUGGAUAUAGCCUCUGAAUCAUGUCUAUAGCAAGCGAGAAACACGAAACUACAGUUUAAACUACGUAACCAAAUUUUCCCCUUGCUACCUAUUUACUGUUUAUUCUGUCUUGCCAAGAAUAAGUAGUUUAAUUCCGUUCAGUCAAGUUCAUCCAUAAGAAUUAUUUUUGACAGUUUAGAUCUGCUUAUUUUCCAGCUUGAGAGGUGUUCAACUUGAAUUCUACGUUUGCCUUCCUUUGACCGCUGUCUAGAAAUAAUGCAAAUGUACAUCAUGGACCCAAACUGUGUAUUAUGCCCUGAUGACGAUCAUGAUAAUAAUGUUAGUUAUGAUUGACGGAAGCAUACCUUGUUUAUACUAACAACAAAGUUUCAACAAAACACAGGAACACAUGUUAAUUUUAUCCUUUUAGGGUUUCUUCAUCUUCAUUUUUCACGUAAUUCGAAGCAAAGAAAUCAAAGCGGCUUUGGAAAUAAGAAGGCAGAGAUGGGAAACAACAAGAAGUAUAUCUGUGGCUACGGAAAAGUCUACAAUUGGUAGAGGACGAGUGAGCACAGCGAGAGAAAAAGGCAACUCGCUCCGAGGCAUUGAUUUGAACAAGAUUAGUCCAGAUGAAACGAGUAACAUUAAUCGAGACAUGCCCACAGUCAUGUAA
This is a messenger RNA of Porites lobata, 9143 nucleotides long. The record is from the annotation of a GenBank genome assembly. NCBI's taxonomy places the organism in Eukaryota, Metazoa, Cnidaria, Anthozoa, Scleractinia, Poritidae.